AUGUACUACACACAGCAAGGAUUCCAGCAAAAUCCAUCUAUGUACUACACGCAGCAAGUAUGCCAGCAAAAUUGGCGGGUGUCCCACUCAACCAAGUACGGAUGGUCUUGCAGCCCGUACAACCAGCCGGCUCCUCAAUACGUGAGCCGGCCGAACAAUCACCUGUGGGCCACUCGGCGUCAAUCUCCGUUACAGCCCCAGGCCCAGGUUCAGGCCUCGUCCGUUCAAGCGGCGCCGAUCAGCUCCUCCUCCUCCGCCCCAGCCCCCGGCGAACAAUGGCGCGGCCGCGAUGGCCUCGCUCUGAGUAAUGCGGAGUAUCAGAGGCGCCUCAUUAAUAACCUUUGCUUAUACUGCGCCUCGCCUCGCCACUUUGUCCAUGAUUGUCCGGACGAGCACGAAAAACAGCGACGUAAACGGGACGAGGUCAGUAAGGGAGCGUACCUGGGAUAUGGGCUGCUGGUAGAGAACUCGGUGGCUGAUCAGCAGCAGCAGCAACAACAACAACAGCAGCAGCAGCAGCAGCAGCAGCAGCAGCAGCAGCAGCAACAGCGGCAGGGUGCUGAGCAGGAGCUGCAUGAAGAAAACGAAGAGAAGGAGGGGGAAGCGAAUGGAGAAGAGCCACAAAACGAUGAGAAGGCUCGAGAGAAUGGCGAGGAGAAGGAGGAGGCGACGGAAGACUCUACCGACGGCACGACCGUCCUGGAGAGACUGAUUGAUGCGACUCCUCAACCGCCGCUGAUUACGCCUAGACGCCGCACAAACUCGUCCCCGCUGACGCCCUCUUUCGAUUGCUAUUUUCAAUUAAAGCAGUCGGCUGAAUGGCUGGCUGCAAAUACACGACGCCGCAAUUCAAUGCCCUGCAGCCAUUAG
Messenger RNA from Lasiodiplodia theobromae, 870 nucleotides. RefSeq lists its product as uncharacterized. The record is from RefSeq and is a predicted model, not a curated record. NCBI's taxonomy places the organism in Eukaryota, Fungi, Ascomycota, Dothideomycetes, Botryosphaeriales, Botryosphaeriaceae. The transcript has a single exon. The coding region runs from base 1 to 870 and encodes 289 amino acids.